Orcinus orca (killer whale) is the source of this 1312-nucleotide messenger RNA. RefSeq names its product chymosin-like. Gene Ontology annotation, molecular function: aspartic-type endopeptidase activity. NCBI's taxonomy places the organism in Eukaryota, Metazoa, Chordata, Mammalia, Artiodactyla, Delphinidae. The record is from RefSeq and is a predicted model, not a curated record. Gene Ontology annotation, biological process: proteolysis.
UGGGGGGGUGGCUUAUGGAGCCCAGAGCCUCUGGGCACUUCUCUGAGGCUGGGCAGCCCUGUGGAGAUGCCCACCUCACCACUAAUUCUUCCCCUUUCCUCAGGAUCCCUCUGCACAAAGGCAAACCCCUGAGAAAGGCACUAAAGGAGCAUGGGCUCCUAGAGGACUUCCUGCAGAAACACCAGUCUGCCGUCAGCAGCAAGUACUCCAGCUUCGGGGAGGUGGCCAGCGAGCCCCUGACCAGCUACCUGGAUAGUCAGUACUUUGGGAAGAUCUACAUUGGGCUGCCCCAGGAGUUCACUGUGGUGUUUGACACUGGCUCCUCCGACCUCUGGGUGCCCUCUGUCUACUGCAAGAGCGACGCCUGCCAAAAUCACCAGCGCUUCGACCCAAGCAUGUCGUCCACCUUCCAGAACCUGGGCAAACCCCUGUCCAUCCAGUAUGGCACGGGCAGCAUGCAGGGCUUCCUGGGCUACGACACCGUCACUGUCUCCGACAUUGUGGACCCCCAGCAGACUGUGGGCCUGAGCACCCAGGAACCUGGUGACGUCUUCACCUACUCCGAGUUCGAUGGGAUCCUGGGGCUGGCCUACCCCUCCCUUGCCUCUGAGUACUAGGUCCCCGUGUUUGACAAUAUGAACAGGCACCUGGUGGCCCAAGACCUGUUCUCGGUUUACAUGGACAGGAACGGCCAGGAGAGCAUGCUCACACUGGGGGCCAUUGACCCGUCCUACUACACAGGAUCCCUGCACUGGGUGCCUGUGACCUUGCAGAAGUACUGGCAGUUCACCGUGGACAGUGUCACAAUCGGCGGUGUGGUGGUGGCCUGUGAUGGUGGCUGUCAGGCCAUCCUGGACACGGGCACCUCCAUGCUGGUCGGGCCCAGCAGUGACAUCCUUAACAUCCAGAUGGCCAUCGGAGCCACACAGAACCAGUAUGGUGAGUUUGACAUCGACUGCGGCAGCCUGAGCAGCAUGCCUACGGUGGUCUUUGAGAUCAACAGCAGAAUGUACCCACUGACCCCCUCCGCCUACACCAACCAGGACCAGGGCUUCUGCACCAGUGGCUUCCAGGGUGAAAAUAAUUCCCAGCAGUGGAUCCUGGGGGAUGUCUUCAUCCGGGAGUAUUACAGCGUCUUUGACAGGGCCAACAACCGCGUGGGGCUGGCCAAGGCCGUCUGAUUGCACCUCUGACCAAAAACCUCACUGUCCCCAAACACACGCACAUACACACAUGCACCCGCACGCAUGCACACACACAUGCACACACAUAGGUGAGGUUUUUAAGCAGACGGUUCUCAAUAAAUACUACA